Molecule: messenger RNA, 1404 nt
Organism: Penicillium longicatenatum
Lineage: Eukaryota; Fungi; Ascomycota; Eurotiomycetes; Eurotiales; Aspergillaceae
Product: transcriptional regulator SPT3
Exons: 3
Coding region: 1-1404 (467 amino acids)
Biological process (GO): transcription by RNA polymerase II
Cellular component (GO): SAGA complex
Molecular function (GO): transcription coregulator activity; protein heterodimerization activity
Source: RefSeq, a predicted model, not a curated record
AUGGCUGGCAAUAAAGCUGAUCCUCGUGUCGCCCACAUCUCGCUUGAGGACAUCGAGAUUGCACGUUCGGAACUGCCCAAACAAGGCCCUCUCUCAGUGUCCGAGGAUGGACAUCUGUGGCUUGCUCGGCAGCAAAAAUGGCCUUCAUUUGAAGAGCUUCUACGCGAUCUAGAAGAGUCUGAUGCCGAUGGUCAUGUUCAUGACAAGCUUGCGAAACCAAUCACCGUUGAACCCCAGAUCGAGGGUAUGCCAUGCGGGGCAGACAUGUACCCUGGACCCUGUUCCGAAAUGAAUGCCCUAUUCUGCAAAAUGAGACGCAAGAAUUUCGAAAUAAGUGAUGGGAAUGAAGACCAGGGCAUGAAUAAUGGCCCAGUGUCUUCUACUCUCCCCUCUUCGCCCGAUGAAGAAGAAGAAAACCAAGAAGCCGACGCAUAUUCUUCGCAUGACGAUAAGUCGACUAUUACUAACAUGAUUUUUCAGAUGAUGUUCGUUUCUGGAGAAACUGCCGAGCCUUCCAUCGACACUACUACCCUGAUUGAGGAUAUCACUCGUCAGCAAGUCCUUGAAAUUCUAAGCCGCAGCACCCAACUGGCCACUCGUCGAGGAUCUCGCUCCAUCUCAACCGAUGAUCUUAUCUUCCUAAUUCGUCACGACAAAGCGAAAGUCUCUCGUCUCCGGACUUUCCUGUCCUGGAAAGAUGUCCGUAAGAACGUCAAAGAUUCCGACGACAAAGGCGGUGCCGAUGCAGCUGACUUUGCCGCUGCUGACGAUGCGGCUGGUGUUGUUGCUGGCCCGCAGGAUGUAGCCGCAAAGCCCAAGAACAAGCGCGCCAAGGUCGGACUUGCGUGGGACGUGCACAGCUUUUUUUCCGUGCAGAUUCCGGAGCGUGAUGACGAAGAGGACGAGGAAGAGGAGGAACAAAAUUACGCGACCCUCCAGCGUCUGGCUGCUGCCGACGAGCGUACCAAACACAUGACCCGAGAGGAGUACGUCUUCUGGUCCGAGUGCCGCCAAGCGUCGUUCACAUACCGUAAGAGCAAGCGGUUCCGCGAGUGGGCCGGAUUCGGAAUUGUCACCGAGUCGAAGCCUAACGACGACAUUGUCGACAUUCUCGGCUUCCUCACCUUCGAGAUUGUGCAGACGCUGACCGAAGAGGCGCUGAAGGUGAAGGAGCGCGAGGACCACGAGAAGAACCGUGGUGGUGCCGAGACUACCGGCGAGAGCGCCAAGAAGCGCAAACGCGAGACCGGCCUGUUCGACCCUCCCGAGGAAGGCCGUACUCCAAUCGAGCCCCGGCACAUUCGGGAGGCUUACCGCAAGCUGCAGGCCACGCCCCAGAAGGCCAUUGCCAUGCUCUUGCACAAUGGCCGCGUGCCCGCCCGUUUGCCCCUUCGCUUGAUCUGA